GGUUUGAAAUUCACGCUUGGUUAUUUAAACAAGCAACAAUCUAAAUUUAUGUCAAAUUUUUUUAAAAAAAACGAGGGUUGUAUUUUAUCAUGAUUUUGGCCAAAUUUAGAUUUCAUAGAUUUUCAAUGAUUCUGUUGGCGGUGAUAUUGAUGAUAAUUUUAGACGCCGCAUUCGGUAAGAGAGGUCAUCGUAAACGAAUAAUAGGCGGCCAUCCAGUACCGCCCGGAAAACUUCCCUUCAUCGUUUCUAUAGCAGACAGCCACGGCAAUCACUUUUGUGGUGCGACAAUAAUAGAUAAAAGACAUUUGGUGACGGCUGCUCAUUGCUUUGUUGUUGAAGAUGAUUCUCUAGAAGAUCCUUCAAAGCUAAAAGUCACAGCUGGAGAGACAGACCUGCAAAAUCGCGAUUCUCCAUAUAUUGAGGCAUUGUUAAUUUGGGCGCUGAUGGUACAUCCUGCUUAUGACACGCUGAAAAAAAACAAUGAUAUUGCAGUAGCUCGUCUGGUAAAUGCUAUUGCAGUCACUCCUGGUGUGAAGCCUAUAUCCCGAUCCACGAGUAGACCGCCAUCAGGAACAAAAUGCACUGUCUCCGGAUGGGGUCUUACAAAAUCGACUGGAACCGACGCAAGCAGAUUUCUUCUAGAGGUCGAGAUUGAAAUACUAUCUUUUUCCGUUUGUGAAACACCAGAAUUGGGCGAGACUUUCGAAGAAUCGGAAAUUUGUGCAGGUGUCAUGAAAGGUGGUCAUGACUCUUGCCGAGGAGAUUCGGGUGGCCCAUUAGUAUGUUCAGGAACUUUUACUGGUGUGGUUUCUUUUGGCUAUGAUUGUGGUUUGCCACAAUUCGGUGCAAUUUAUACAGAUGUUGCCAAAUUCAAAACAUGGGUCGAUAAAAUGAUCGCCUGGGAUGGCCAUUCUUCUUUACCGAGAAUGCGCAAGUCAAAUUCAAAAAGCGAAGCCAGUGGUCCCUCCUUAUUCAGUUUAUGUAUAUUAAUGGUUUUAAACAUUGUCCAUAAAAAUCAACUGUAAUGAAGCCAAGUGGAAACUAAGUGUAUUUGGAAAAAAUGCGAAGUCACUGGAGCAUACCGAAGUAUAGUGAAAAUAUCGCUUUGUUCAUUAUGGCUACUCGCGAAACGCGACCUUAGGCAUCCCUAACAAUUUUUCUUCGCGAUGCCCAUAAUGCUUUUACGAUUUAAAAUAAGAACAACUUUGGAAUGAAAAAGGAUUCAACAUAACGAAAGCGUCAAAAUUUGCACGCCCCGAAAAUUCAUCUUGUCAACAAAAGAUCUUUCGAUCUCUACGUAUUUCUAAGCCAAAGUCCGAAUAUUAGCCAAAAUGGUAA
Molecule: messenger RNA, 1338 nt
Organism: Hermetia illucens (black soldier fly)
Lineage: Eukaryota; Metazoa; Arthropoda; Insecta; Diptera; Stratiomyidae
Product: anionic trypsin-1-like
Exons: 8
Coding region: 90-1025 (311 amino acids)
Biological process (GO): proteolysis
Molecular function (GO): serine-type endopeptidase activity
Source: RefSeq, a predicted model, not a curated record